Messenger RNA from Felis catus (domestic cat), 4268 nucleotides. It is a transcript of the gene PAH, whose product is annotated as phenylalanine hydroxylase. Bases 306 to 1661 code for a protein of 451 amino acids. Gene Ontology annotation, biological process: L-phenylalanine catabolic process; L-tyrosine biosynthetic process. The record is from RefSeq and is a predicted model, not a curated record. Gene Ontology annotation, molecular function: iron ion binding; phenylalanine 4-monooxygenase activity. Lineage: Eukaryota; Metazoa; Chordata; Mammalia; Carnivora; Felidae. The transcript has 16 exons.
GCAAGCGGGGACGCGAGAGAGGAUGAGAUGGAAAGAAUGAUGCUGAGGGAUGGCUAACUAGAAAUCCAGUAUGGCUCUGGGCAAAUUCUUUAGACUGAAUCUUACCCUGAUCUGCUUAGAUUUGAUGGUGUUACUCCACUGACCGGUGACUGAGUUCAUUCUGCCCUAAAAUGUCUUCAAUCACUGAGUGACAUUGCUCUCCUGCCCUCUAAGGUUAAAAACCUCAGCAGCAGCACUUGGUGUUUGCGAAACCGCCUGCCACCGACGCCCCGGAGUUAGACGCCUCACUCGCGCGGGGAGCCAGCAUGUCGGCUGUGGUCCUGGAAAACCGAGGUUUUGGCAGGAAACUCUCUGACGGACAGGAAACAAGCUAUAUUGAAGACAAUUCCAGUCAAGAUGGUGCCAUAUCACUGAUCUUCUCGCUCAAGGAAGAAGUUGGUGCCCUGGCCAAGGUCUUGCGCUUGUUUGAGGAGAAUGCUAUAAACCUGACCCACAUUGAAUCCAGACCUUCGCGCUUGAAGAAAGAUGAGUAUGAAUUUUUUACCUAUCUGGAUAAACGUAGCAUGCCUGUCCUGGCGAACAUCAUCAAGAUCUUGAGGCAUGACAUCGGUGCCACCGUCCAUGAACUUUCCCGGGAUAAGAAGAAAGACACAGUGCCCUGGUUCCCAAGAACCAUUCAAGAGCUCGACAGAUUUGCCAACCAGAUCCUCAGCUAUGGAGCAGAACUGGAUGCAGACCACCCUGGUUUUAAGGAUCCUGUGUAUCGAGCAAGACGGAAGCAGUUUGCUGACAUUGCCUACAGCUACCGACAUGGGCAGCCCAUCCCUCGAGUGGAAUACACAGAGGAAGAAAAGAAAACCUGGGGGACGGUGUUCAGGACCCUGAAGUCCUUGUAUAAAACUCAUGCUUGCUAUGAGCACAAUCACAUCUUCCCGCUUCUGGAAAAGUACUGUGGCUUCCGCGAAGAUAACAUUCCCCAGCUGGAAGAGGUUUCUCAAUUUCUGCAGACUUGCACUGGAUUCCGCCUCCGACCUGUGGCUGGCCUGCUUUCCUCUCGGGAUUUCUUGGGUGGCCUGGCCUUCCGAGUCUUCCACUGCACUCAAUACAUCAGACAUGGGUCCAAGCCCAUGUACACGCCUGAACCUGACAUCUGCCAUGAGCUGCUGGGACAUGUGCCCUUGUUUUCAGAUCGCAGCUUUGCCCAGUUUUCCCAGGAAAUUGGCCUUGCCUCUCUGGGUGCGCCUGAUGAGUACAUUGAGAAACUGGCCACGAUUUAUUGGUUUACUGUGGAGUUUGGCCUCUGCAAACAAGGAGACUCCAUAAAGGCGUAUGGUGCUGGGCUCCUGUCAUCCUUUGGUGAAUUACAGUACUGCUUGUCGGGCGAGCCGAAGCUCCUCCCCCUGGAGCUGGAGAAGACAGCCGUCCAGGAGUACACUGUCACGGAGUUCCAGCCUCUCUAUUACGUGGCUGAGAGUUUUAAUGAUGCCAAGGAGAAAGUGAGGAAUUUUGCUGCUACAAUCCCACGGCCCUUCUCAGUUCGUUAUGAUCCAUACACCCAAAGGAUUGAGGUCUUGGACAAUACCCAGCAACUUAAGAUUUUGGCUGACUCCAUCAACAGUGAAGUUGGAAUCCUUUGUAGUGCCCUUCAGAAAAUAAAGUGAAGCCAUGGACAAAACCUGUCAACUGAGAAUCUGUUGAUGGAAAUCCAGCUACUUUCAUUUCAUCUGAAAAAGUCUGAAAAGCAAACCUUAAUUUGAAUUGAUAGCCUUAAAUCCUUUUUUGGAACAAGAUGGAGCACAAACAAAUAAAUCAAAAUAAGUUGAAAUGACAGUGUAUUAAGACACACCCAAAAGCCUAAUCUUUUGGGGUCCUCUUUGAUUUAAAGAUGGUAAUCCCAUACCCUCAAUUCAGUUAAAAUCAAUAGUAUGUCACAUUUCAUCAGUUAAUUAAAAUUUGGGACCUGAUUUAUUCAAGUUUCUAUAUGUCACUCGAUGUAAAACACAAGCCUGUCAUUAGAAUUGAAUUUGUUGAUUUAAUCUAAAUCUUAACCUACGCAAGUAAUUUUUUAUUUCAGUGAACUAUGAUUCUAAUAUUGCUGUGUUUUACCCAUGUAGAUUUCCUUUAAUUCAAGAGCCCAUUAAAAUACUAUAAAGGUUGAAGUUCAUAGUAUAAUAUCUUAUAUUUUAUUGUAAUCGUACAUACUACUGUAGAAAGUAGUAGAAGUUCUCACCUGACUCCCACAACUUUGAAUCUCAUCUUCCAGUUAAUUGUCAAGUCUGUUUUGGGAGAUAUUUUGCAGACAUGUGUGAUGCGACAGAGGUUGACUGAAGGCCUGGCUGGUAGAUAUUCAGUAAAUAUUCAUUCAAAGAAUAAGGGAAUACAUUAUUAACUAGCAAAUCCUCAACAAAAAUGAGAAUUUUAGUUAUGUUUAAAAAAAGUCUAGUGGUUAUAAAAUUUUGCAGUUUCAACUUCAUUCUUGGAUUGAAAUAUUCCUCUCCAUUCCCCUAGAAAUACAUUAACUGGAUAAUCUUGUGACAUGAAAAAAUGAUCAGUCAAAGAUUUCCAACCCAUUACAGGAGUGCAUUGUGAUAAUCGAUGUUAUGUCUGGAUAGUCAACAGAUUUUGACUUCUUAUUGCUUGUGCAUUUUGCACAAACACAUGAAGAUCCAGGAAAUGGUGGGGAAAAUAACAGUGUCUUUAAAGCUAUGCUUUGAAAUUCUCAACCACUUUAACACUUUAUUUUGGAAAUAGUUCAGUGUUAAAGAACUUGCAUAAUAUUUCUUCACAUGUGAUUCUCGGGCCAGCUGUAUCAUCAUCAAUGAUAAAUCCUGGGCACAUCCCAGCUUUAUCAAACUAGAAUCUCUGGGUAUGGGGCCACUGAGACCUGCAUUUUUAAGUACCCCAGCUGAUUUUUUUUAUGCCCAGCCAAAUCUAUCAGGUAUGUUAAAUUUGAGAAAACCUGACUUCUGGUGGCCAGUUCUGCCACUUAUCAAUUAUGUCACUUUGUAUAAUUCACUUUGGAUCUUGGUUUUACUUGAACAAUGAAGGAGUUUAACUGGAGGAAUCAAGGUUUCUUCCAGCCUGGAAAUACAAUUCAAAUGCUACCAUGUGUCUAUAAACAGAUGUCCCUGAUCCACCAAUAGUGUGUAAUAAUACCAGCCCAAGUAUGCUACCAGGCAGGAAGAGCGAUUUGGUCUGAUUGUGUCUGAGAUCUCAUUGCUUUCGAGUUGGGUUUUCAUGUCUGUAUUUAGUUCCUCAUGGCUCUGUAGAACCCACUGACAAACGCUGAUUCUAAAAGUGACAGUGUUCUUUUUUUCUGUUUCUCUAGGCCCCAAAUACUCUGCAAAGGGACUUUUUUUGUAAAUGUUUCUUUACACUAAAUGUAAAUCCGAGAAUCUCUUGAUUUGGGAACUAAAAUGUUUUAUAGUACUUUAGACUGGGUAUUUUAUUUUAUAGUGAUUUUUAGUCUUACUGAAAGUAGUUUUGUGCGUUUGAAGUUAAAUCUUAGGUUUAGGUUGCAAUUUUGCAGGAAGAAAUUACAUACUGAAAGAUGAUCUUUAAGUGUUUAGUAAUGUGUUACUCAGCACUUUAGCUUUUUUUAUCUGGAUGUAAAAGCCCAACCUACAGCAAUGGAUUCAACAUGUUUUCAUGGGUUAGUAUUGUUAUCAGCCUAAUAAUUAAUAAAUGAGCUGGUUUUUUAAAAAAAAAACAAUAGUAAUGCUUUACUGAUAGCUAUCCUGUUGUAUCCAAAAAAGAGAGAUAAAUGUAAGAACAUUACAAAUUUUUAUUAUUAGUGUUCAAUAAGUUUCUAACAGGAUGAAUCUAAAUUUCAAUUAUAGGUUCCUAAGUUAUAUAGUUUAACUGUAUCAAAUAAUCUACCACUAAAAUGUCAACUUCAUAAAAAUGUGAACCUUGCCUAUCUUCACCUUUAAAAGCCUUAGCAUAUAAUACAUAGUAGGUGCUUAAUAAUCUUUAAAAAAAUUCUGAAUGAAUUGAAUCACAGGGAGUGUAGCGAAGAUUGUCCCUCACACAUAAGCUAUUUUUCAAGAAAAACUUGGGAAACAACUAAAUCUGCAAUUUUCCUUUUUAAAUUCUGUUGAAAAUGUUGCAUCUUAAUCUAAAUUAUGACCUUACUUUAAAAAUAUAUGUAUUAGCCCUGUAGACUAGAUUAUGGCUAGGUAGUUUGUAUUUAUACUGCUUUGAUAACUGACAUAUGAAAGUGCUUAAUAAAUGUUUGUUAAUUAAUAAAGGAAGCAAAAUGGCAUCAA